Molecule: messenger RNA, 1990 nt
Organism: Zophobas morio
Lineage: Eukaryota; Metazoa; Arthropoda; Insecta; Coleoptera; Tenebrionidae
Exons: 7
Coding region: 130-1836 (568 amino acids)
Source: RefSeq, a predicted model, not a curated record
UAUUUUGUAUCAUGGCGUAGUCACAAAUUUAAGUAAUAGGAACUAAAUUUGUUAGUUUUAAAGUAAUAAUCAGCUACAUAUUGUGAAACCAAUAUCGUUUAGUGUACACCAUUAUAAAAGUGCAGUAAUAUGAUGUUAACUGUUUUUAACAUUUACAAACAUAUCCCACUUCUAACGAUACUUUCAUGUGUAGUCGCACUGCAACAAGAAAACGAAACAGUGGAAAAUAUUUGUCCGUUAGUAAGUGAUGUAGUGUCAUCUGCAUUGAAAGAGUCAAAAGAGUUAUUCAGCAGCGAUUUCUGGAAAAAUGAUGACUGGGAGAUAAAAGAAUCAAACAACUUGUUAAGUAGGCCUGAUUUUGAAGACACUUUUAAAGAAUUCGUUAUAAAGAAACAGAAGGAAAUAAUUGUGAACUUCGAGAAGUCUUACAGUUUUUCGGUAAAGGGAACAACCGAUAUUGAGUUUUUUGUAUCCUCAGAAUCAGGCCAAUUUUACUACCCACAUCAAAUAAACGAUGAAAAGAUUUGGACUACUUUUACUGUUAGUGUAAAGGAUGGAAAAUUGUUCUUUUAUGAAAAUUAUACCACAUUAAUACAACAGGUCACUACUGUUCCAAAGACGUUAACCAUAGGAACUCCGGAACCAGCAAACUUUAAAAUAUACGAUUAUGAGUAUAAAGAAGCCACCAGCGACACUAAAGAACAGACAUAUACAAACAAUUUGCAAUUUCCAGGUUCCCAGGAGGUUUAUUUAAUUCUCUCUGUCUCUUUGUGUGACACUUGCGUCCUGAUUGCAACAUAUAAUAAUACCAAUUGUUUUAUGUAUUCAUCUAAUGACCACAAUACUGAACGCUGGGCAAGUUACAAAAUCAAAAUAAAUCCUAAUAUUUACAAAGAAGCAAUUCUGACUCGACGUAAGCAUAACUCAAAUAACACGGGAUACUGGAAAUUACACUUAGGACUAACAAAUCAUUCAGUUGAACCAGUGGAAAAGCCUAUUUGUCCGUUAGUAAGUCAUGUAGUGUCAUCUCCAUUGAAAGAGUCAAAAGAUUUAUUCAGCAGCGAUUUCUGGGAAAAUGAUGACUGGGAUAUAAAAGGAUCAAACAACUUGUUAAGUAGGCCGGAUUUUGAAGAUACUUUUAAAGAAUUCGUUAUAAAGAAACGGAAGGAAAUAUUUGUGAACUUCGAGAAGUCUUACAGUUUUUCGGUAAACGGAACAACCGAUAUUGAGUUUUUUGUAUCCGCAGAAUCAGGCCAAUUUUAUUACCCAUAUCAAAUAAACGAUAAAAAGAUUUGGACUACUUUUACUGUUAGUGUAAAGGAUGGAAUGUUGUUCAUUUAUGAAAAUUAUACAACAUUAAUACAACAGGUCACUAAUGUUCCAAAGACGUUAACCAUAGGAACUCCGGUACCAGCAAACUUUAAAAUAUACGAUUAUGAGUAUAAAGAAGCCACCAGCGACACUAAAGAACAGACAUAUACAAACAAAUUGCAAAUUCCAGGUUCCGAGGAGGUUUAUUUAAUUCUCUCUGUCUCUUUGUGUGACAGUUGCAGUCUAUUGGCAAUAUAUAAUAAUACUAAUUGUUUUAUACAUUCAUCUAAUGAGAACAAUAAUGAACGAUGGGAAAGAUAUAAAAUGAAAGUGAAUCCUAAGAUUCAGAAAGAAGUAACUCUGAGUCGAUUGCAGCGUUACCCAUACAACGAGGGAUACUGGAAAUUGCACUUAGUACUAAUAAAUCAUUCAAUUGAACCAGGUAAUUCAACUAGCUGGCCAUACACACCGUUAACAAGAACAAUAAUUAUAAUUAUUACAGCAAUCAUAAUUGCAAGUAAAUAAUAACCAUAAUUUGUAGUUUAUGUUACAAAAAGCUCUAUUAAAUCUUUUAUAAAAUUUGUAUUUCCAUCACAGUAUAGUAUUGUUUUCCAAAAUAUAGUGUUUUGUACUUUUUCAUUGUAUGUACUCGCGAUAAUAAAGUCCAAUAACUAUACUA